CGAAUGUAGAAUUGUUAUCUACUCCACAGUGAUAGAAGAUAAUAAAAUUGUACCACAGUAACCGGCAAAUGUUCGCGAGCAAGCUAAUCUCGCCCGUCCUGUGCCUGGAAAAGAACAAACUUCUAUCAGUGAUUGUGCCAAAACGAGCCAUGUCGUCGUGCGGUGGAACCCUCCGAGACAUUUUCAUGGAGUCCGUGAACUCCGUUCGACCGCAAACGCUUAUCAGAAAGGAAAUUCGGGUACGAGAGCGAACUCUGUUAGUGGGAAAUAGAAGCUACGAUUUGAAGCGGCCUUGUCAUGUGGUAGGAUUCGGCAAGGCUGUCUACGGCAUGGCGCAGGAGCUGGAGCUUAUUUUGGGCGACCGCCUCCAGAGGGGGAUAGUCAACGUACCCGUGGGGAUUUUCCAGAAAUUCGGGAAAACCUCCGGCUCGAGAAUCGAGUAUAUAGAAGGCGCCGAAAACAAUUUACCCGAUGAGGCGGCCUCAAAGGGCGCCAGGAUGAUUAAGGAUUUGGUCGAAAAGCUAAACGAGGAUGAUUUAUUAAUUGUACUGGUUUCUGGAGGAGGUUCAGCUCUUCUGCCAUUGCCAAUUCCGCCAAUUACCCUAGAGGAAAAACAAAAUUUAGUUAGAACGUUGUCGAGAAAAGGUGCCACCAUCAACGAGUUGAACUGCGUUCGCAAGCGAAUCUCCCAAUUGAAAGGCGGCGGCUUGGCGGAGCUCGCUCAUCCCUGUCCGGUUAUUUGUUUGGUGCUCUCCGAUAUUAUCGGGGAUCCGGUGGAUUUUAUAGCCAGCGCCCCGACGAUACCCGACGCCGAUCCCCCCGAGAUGGCGACGGCGAUUUUGGAGAAAUACCGAUUGCUCCACGACGUACCGGCCAGCGUUAAAACCGUUUUGGAGAAGGGAAAAUGCUCGUGCAGGAGCGAUGUUGUUGAUGGGGAAUACCAGCAUGUUUAUACGUAUGUUAUAGGCAAUAACAAAAUAGCGGCCGAAGCGGCGAAGCAGGAGGCCAUAAACAAGGGCUUUCAAUCAGCCAUCAUAUCCACAGGAAUCGAGGGAGACGUGCGGAAAAUUAGCGAAAUUUAUGCGCAAUUGGCACGCAACGUCGCUGCCGUAAUUACCGAUUCCGGUAACAAGGACAGUCUCAAAGUUUUCCUCGAAACUUUUUCGGAGGAUCUGCGUGUUCGACAAGGCUUUAUCGACGAGCUGCUCGAUAUGGAUUACUCGAAUGGGAUUUGCUUGAUAUCUGCCGGCGAGCCGACCGUAACCGUCACAGGGAGCGGAAAAGGAGGCAGAAACCAACAAUUAGCUCUGGCUUUUUCAGUCGAACUUAAUAAGCAAGCCAUAGAAUCUGCGGAUAUUUCAUUUUUAAGUUGCGGAACAGAUGGAAUCGACGGACCGACAGACGCCGCAGGAGCUAUGGCAAUUAGGAAUUCUCCGGAAAACACGCCCGAUGUUAACCCGGAAUCCUUUCUCAACAAUAACGACGCUUAUAGCUUUUAUGAAAAGUAUAAUGGAGGAGAAUGUUUAGUCAAAAUCGGGCAUACCGGGACCAAUGUAAUGGACAUUCACGUUAUGAUUAUACAACCUAAAAUUUGAAUAAAAAAGUACAUUAAUA
Messenger RNA from Phyllotreta striolata, 1614 nucleotides. NCBI's taxonomy places the organism in Eukaryota, Metazoa, Arthropoda, Insecta, Coleoptera, Chrysomelidae. The record is from the annotation of a GenBank genome assembly.